Symbiodinium necroappetens is the source of this 678-nucleotide messenger RNA. Lineage: Eukaryota; Dinophyceae; Suessiales; Symbiodiniaceae. The record is from the annotation of a GenBank genome assembly.
AUGGUUAGAUGCCUGCAAAACCCGCGGUCACAUUUCGGGUUUGUCGAAGCGUUCAAGGCCAAGUUGCGAUGCUGGCUCCAUGGCCCUGGCGGCCGCCGGAUCCAGGACCUAAAACUUCCAGAUGACCUUCCAACAGGUGUGCAUGUAGUCAUGCUCAUGACCCGACGGAAGCACAUCGAGCAUGCAGACUCUUGGCUAGGGGUGCGGACGGCUUGGGAGCGCCUCCUCAUGGAACGCAGCCUCGCGUUAAAGGGCGAGAUGCAGAUGUACAUUUGUUGCUUGCUGCCAUGGUUCUGGCCCUUGCGAUGGAUGUGGCGGUAUCGAAUUCGACAUUGGGCCAGCCUGCUGCUAGAGGAGGAACAUACACAGGUCCACAUCAUCUCAACAGCUUCGUGGUCCAGAGAUUUCUUUCAGCGAAUGCACAUACACGACGACGGGCGAGCCUACACGAUGGUGGUCCGACAUGAUGGCGAGAUUCUGUGGGCCGGACACGACAAGUUCCAGCCUCUUCAAGAGCGCGAGAUGGUAAGCGUGGUCGACAAGGAGUGCCAGUGGAGGGCAGACGAAGCUCAGAAGUUACUUACAGGUGGAGGUGUUGACGCAAUCGAUUCUCCAAAGGACGAAUCAGCUUUCGAAACGGAAAAAGCUGUGCCACGUUUGCCGAGACAUGUCAGCUAG